Mucor mucedo is the source of this 1588-nucleotide messenger RNA. RefSeq lists its product as uncharacterized. The coding region runs from base 104 to 1276 and encodes 390 amino acids. NCBI's taxonomy places the organism in Eukaryota, Fungi, Mucoromycota, Mucoromycetes, Mucorales, Mucoraceae. The record is from RefSeq and is a predicted model, not a curated record. The transcript has 4 exons.
UUUUUUUAUUCCCCUUUUUUCUUCUUCUUUCUAUUAAUUUCUUUAUUAUUAUUUUUAUACUACCCCUGACUACCUUUCUUUUUAUUUGUUAAUCAUAAUAAAAAUGUCUGAUAGUCCAGCACCCAGUGUAAAAAGUAGAAUGUCUUCGUUAGCAGCAGCUGGUCUCGCUGGUGCAGCCGGAGCUCCUCCACCUAUUAAAAGAGCUACCUCUACUGCCUCUAAGACGCCCAUUACGAAAUCUACUGCUCCAUCGACCAAAGCAGCUACGGCAUCGACCAAACCCACUGUUCGUACUAGUGUGGGUUCUACUGCUACCAAGCCCAGCAGCCCAAUUCGGGCUUCCAAAACGCCUGGUAUUACACCGGCUACGAGAACACCUUCUACACGAGGAACAGUAACUCCAGGCGUGGCCAGAAGAGCUUCUGUCACCUCGACUACUUCUACCACACCUAGUUUAACAAGAAAGUCGACUGUUCCCUCCACAACAAGUCGUGCCCCCUCGACAUCCACCGUUCCUGUAAAUGGCAGAAAAGCAACCUCACCUACCGCUUCCACCACUCGCACCAGAUCCGUGAUUGGCUCUUCACCCAAUACAGCUACGCCACCUACGGUUCGUAGAACUGGAUCAGUUGCCUCUGCUACUUCUGCGAGAUCAAGCACUGCAUCUACCACCACAAGAAGUCCUGUCAACGGCUCCACCGCAACCACUAAAUCAGCUGAGCUUUUGGCGGAGUUAAAGACUUUGAAGGAAAAGAAUGAGGAAAUGGAAAAUUUAUUAUCUGAGAAGCAAGCGUUAAUUGAUUCAAAGGAAUCUGAUUUAAUUGAAUUAAAGGCAAGAUUGGAAAAGGUUGAGACCGGACUUGCAACCCCUGAGGAAUCAUUACCGCUCGAGGUGAUUAGUGAAGAAAAGGCAAGCGAAAAAGACAGCGCUGAAGAUGAAGAGAAGGAGGAGGGGGAGCAAGUGGAUCCUGUCGAAGAAGAUAAGAAGGAUGAGGAAAUUGAAUUAUUAAAGGAACAAAUUCAAGCCGCCGAAAAAGCUCGCGACGAAGCUAUUGAAAAGUCAAAGGAAACCAUCACUUUAAUGGAGGAAGAACGAGUGAGCUUAACAAGACAGCAAGAAGAGGCUGAAAUGGUUUUGAGAGAUAAUAUGGAGAAUUUGAGAGAAAAGUUGGAGGCUGAAAAGCAAGAGCUUUCGAGUCGUAUUUUGGAAAAGGAGAAUGAAAUGUUCAGAUUGAGAAAGGACAUGGAUGAGCUUCGUGACAACAUUCAGGAUUGAACAAUCAACUCAAUGAACAACAUAGCACUCAAAUUAGCGUUCUGAAGGAAGAUUACGAGACCCAGCUUAAAGGAUUGCAAGAAACCUUAACCAAGUUACAGGAGCCUAAUCUCGAAGCUGAAAAAAUCGUUCAAGAACAAAAAGAAGAACUAUUAUCUAAAAUACAAGAAUUAGAAUCUCUUUCUUUAGAAUCCAAGACCGGAUUCGAACAAGAAAUUUCCGAGUUAAAAUCACAAGCCAGUGCUCAAAUCGAAGAACUUGUUGCCACUCAUCAAAAUCAAUUGCGUGACAUUGAGGCCUCUUUAAAGGAAG